CGGAAAGUGUGAGGGACGUCGACAGGUCACAGAUUUACAAAUCACAACACUUCGCUGGAAAAUUUUCAUGUUUUUGUAAUUAAAAUAAAAUGGGAGCAGCUUUAUCCAGCAGAACACAGUGGACAUCUGCAAGCGACAUCAACAAGGGAAAGCUGGAGUUUACACCACAAAAUGAACUGUUGCUAAACGAUGUUGUAAAAUAUGUUGAAACGCUGGUGAGCAAAUAUCCGUCAGAGUCUGAGGCCACAUUCAAGCAACCAUUUCAGUGGUAUACAAACGUCAAACCCGCAGAUUUUGGCUCGCUGAAUUUCGGUUCUCUUGGGUAUGAUAUACGUGAAGAUGGGGUGACCUCAGAAGGAAAAACACAAAAUGGAGAUCCACUUUUAAGUAUUGAAAAGGAUGCCAAUGAUAGAUUCUCCAUCAAUGUUUGGUCGUUUGAACAAAUGAACAAUGUAUUGAAAGCCGCUGGUGCGAAAAAGAUUAAGGAAGUUCAGUUGUGUCUCGAAGCUAACCGCGAUCCAUUGGAUAACAUAAUGGGCCCAGCAUUUGCUACUGUCAGUAAAAACGACAAUGCCCUGCUCAAAGCACACGAAGCCUUAUCAAAAACAGAAAACUCGGGCAACGAGGAACUUGAAAGCAGAUUUCGUUUAAUGUUGUUGAUCAACCAGCUGGAUCUGCAGCUAUUGUCUUCUUCUGUUGAUCAUAUGGCGAAGGAGACGCGAUUGACCCCACAAAUGGUUGAACGGGAAUUUGACUUGCUAAAGUCGUUCUCAGGUUAUGAAGCAUCCUGUUGUCUUGAUAGCAUUGAAUGGGUCUUAGAUUAUGAAUUUACAAAUGGUUGUCGAGCUCCACCCUGGCGUCAGGUUCACGGCGACAUCAGCUAUAUCCUCGUGAAACCGUCCGACGGCGACAGACUAUCGAUUACUGCCGGGACGUCAGGGUUUUUUGAAAACAAAGGAAAAACCGAGGGAAACGAGGUGGAUUAUGAAAGAGCUGGAGACGUAUAUCCUAGCUUAGUCGCUUUACUGAAGGAGAAAAGCCAGCAUUUUGCAAAAACUAUUUUGACAAAGGAAUUUGUGAAUCGUGAACCAGCAACAACAAACGGCGUGCAGACGUCUUCAAAUAUUGCGGCUGAAGAUGGAAACGGCAUGAAUAAUGAUGAUAAGAAUGCUGUUCAGGAUAAGAAUGAAGAAGCUCCUCGCGAGGAAUCAAAGGACAAAACUGAUGGACAAAAAAGUAUAAACAGAAUAAAAACUCCCGAAAAAAGCAAGCAGAAAUCGAGAAAGAGUAAAAAUAUUGAGCCGUCGCCAAAAUGGAAAUCUAUCGGAUUUGGAAAUGAUAUUUUGGAGAAGGAAAAUGAGAAAAAUCGACCCAAGAAAACACCAGAUAGAGCUCCUGGUUCAAGAGCUGGGAACGCCAGUAAACAGUCUUCGAGCAAGGCGCCGGCCAAAGGAGAUCUCGCGGAGGACUUUAGCGAGAGUUCGUCGGAUAGCGAGGAAGAAGAGGAAAGUCAAGAUAGAAGACAGGAAUCGAAUGCGGAUCUCCCUUCGGAAUAUUGGCAAAUACAGAAGUUGGUAAAGUACCUGAAGGGAGGCAAUCAGACGGCGACCAUUAUAGCAUUGUGUUCAAUGAGAGAUUUCAAUUUAUCGCAAGAAACGUGCCAGUUGGCCAUCAGAGAUGUCGGCGGUCUGGACGUGUUGAUAAACCUCUUGGAAACUGAUGAAAUAAAGUGCAAGAUCGGCUCGUUGAAGAUUCUCAAAGAGAUAUCAGUCAAUACAGUCAUAAGAAGGGCUAUUGCCGAUCUAGGAGGCUUGGAAACAAUGGUUAAGAUUCUUCAAUCAACGGACAAACAGCUGAAAUGCCUCGCUGCAGAAACCAUUGCACAUGUCGCGAAGUUCAGGCGCGCAAGAAGAACUGUUCGUAAAUAUGGUGGAAUAACCAAGUUGGUGAAUUUACUGGACUGCGGUCUAUUGUCAAAUGCCGCCGAACUGGACAUGAAUGUCGCCAGAGCUGGCGCUCUCGCGCUCUGGAGUUGCAGCAAGAGCACUAAGAACAAGCUCGCGAUUCGCAAAGCCGGCGGAAUCCCUUUACUAGCUAGAUUACUUAAGUCUACCAACGAAGCAAUGUUGAUUCCCGUCGUUGGUACAUUACAAGAAUGUGCAUCUGAGCAAAGUUACAGACUCGCCAUUCGGACCGAGGGGAUGGUUGAAGAUCUCGUGCGAAACUUGAAAAGCGAAAACCAAGAGUUGCAAAUGCAUUGCGCCAGCGCCAUCUUUAAGUGCGCAGAGGAUAACAAGACACGCGAUCUUGUGCGUCAGUUCGGUGGCCUCGAUCCUCUCGUGUCGCUGCUUCAAGCUGUGGAAAAUAAAGAUCUGCUAGCCGCCGCCACGGGUGCGAUAUGGAAGUGCUCCAUCACUCCUGAAAACGUUGCAAGGUUUCAAGAGUUAAAAGCAAUCGAGCAGCUUGUUGCUUUGCUGAACGACCAACCCGAAGAGGUUCUCAUCAACGUGGUAGGCGCUCUUGGCGAAUGUGCUCAGAUCCCGCUAAACAGGUCCUCCAUUCGCAAGGCAGGCGGUAUUUCACCAUUGGUUAACCUGCUAACCAGCACCAACCAGGCUCUUCUCGUGAAUGUCACCAAGGCAGUCGGUGCUUGUGCAACCGAGGCCGAUAAUAUGACUAUCAUUGAUCGUUUGGAUGGUGUCCGACUUUUGUGGUCGUUGUUGAAAUCUCCAAAUCCAGAGGUCCAGUCGAGUGCAGCCUGGGCGAUUUGUCCAUGUAUUGAAAACGCCAAGGAUGCUGGUGAAAUGGUGCGCUCGUUUGUUGGUGGUCUGGAGUUAAUCGUGAGUUUGCUGAAGUCAGAUGACAGAGAAGUUCUUGCAAGCGUGUGUGCAGCCAUCGCAAACAUCGCUAAAGACGAGGAGAACCUUGCUGUCAUCACGGAUCAUGGAGUCGUGCCAAUGUUGGCAAAACUUGCUACGACGAGUGACGAUCGUUUGAGGCAGUACUUGGCUGAUUCAAUCGCCAGAUGUUGCACGUGGGGAAAUAAUCGAGUUGCGUUUGGUCGAGCUGAGGCUGUCGCACCGUUAGUGCGCUACCUUAAGUCCCCGAAACUCGACGUACAUCGUGCCACAGCUCGUGCGCUCUAUCAACUGUCACGUGAUCCUAACAACUGCAUUGCAAUGCACAAUAGCGGUGUGGUUAAGCCCCUCAUCGCAAUGGUUGGAUCUUCAGAUGAUAUCUUACAGGAGGCGGCAGCCGGGUGCUUAGGGAACAUUCGAAGACUGGCAUUAGCCAACGAAAAAGCUAAGUACCAAUGAUGAUAGUUAUCGCAUUGUUUCGUUGUAUUUUCGAUGAUGUUAAUUUAAACGCAGUUCGUGGAUUUGAAAUUUCUCUUCUUGAUAAUGUAAAAUACUCGUAGGAUUAACGCAACGACGUCUUGUAUAUUUUUGAUGGUGGAAUAUCUGUAUAAACUGUAAUUGAAGUAAUUAAAAAAUCGCUUUAUUUUUACCAGAA
Molecule: messenger RNA, 3513 nt
Organism: Dendronephthya gigantea
Lineage: Eukaryota; Metazoa; Cnidaria; Anthozoa; Malacalcyonacea; Nephtheidae
Product: armadillo repeat-containing protein 4-like
Exons: 27
Coding region: 90-3317 (1075 amino acids)
Molecular function (GO): protein binding
Source: RefSeq, a predicted model, not a curated record